CUGUGUGUGUGUACUGUACAGCGGUACCUUUGGUUGGUACAACAGUGGUUUAAAGGUGCAAUCCACUAAUUUUGGCUUUCAAAACUGAUUAAUUAUCAAAAGAUAAUAAAUAAUAACUUUAAUAUACAUUCAAGUUCCUCUGGGCACCACCCUUAAAGAAAAACAAUAGCCAAUAAUUGAUUGAUUCAGUCGUAAAACACACUAAACUAUCAAUUUAGAAAUAAAUAUAACCAAAAUCACUAUUAAUAGUUAGUAAGUGGAAGGAUGUGGAGUUCUGGUAUCAGCCAGCAUGUAAACACACACACACACACACACACACACACACACACACACACUUCAUUAAAGAGAUAAUGAAGGCAAACACAGGAAACACACAAUGUACAAUCUAACCAAAAAGAAACUAAGCUAAAGAAAAGGGUGUUUGUGUGCAAACAGGAAGUGACCCAUCAGAUUAAUAUGUCCAGUUAAAAUCACACAAAAUGAACAAGUUCAUAUUUAAAGGCCCCCCAACAACACACAAAUAUAUAUUUACAUAUAUUACUUACUGAUGUUGUUUUGUUCUGUUACAAGUUUUCAAGUAUUUAAUUUCCAUUGAAGGUUUUCAUUCUGGUUGUUAUUGUACAAAUAAAGCACAAAACACACAAAUGGACACAUCGCUCUGAUUACGUUUACACUAUAUAUACAGUAUAUUCAGUCAGUUAUUAUACAGCCCCAUUUCCAAUGAAGUUGGGAUGUUGUGUAAAACGUAAAUAAAAACAGAAUACAAUGAUUUGCAAAUCCUUUUCAACCUAUAUUCAAUUGAAUACACUACAAAGACAAGAUAUUUAAUGUUCAAACUGAUAAACUUUUUUGCAAAUAUUCACUCAUUUUGAAUUUGAUGCCUGCAACACGUUCCAAAUAAGCUGGGACAGGGACAACAAAAGACUGGGAAAGUUGAGGAAUGCUCAAAAAAAACCUGUUUGGAACAUUCCGAGCGAGGUUCACCACUUUGUGAACAACUGCGUGAGCAAAUAGCCCAACAGUUUAAGAACAACGUUUCUCAACGUACAAUUGUAAGGAAUUUAGGGAUUUCAUCAUCUAUGGUCCAUAAUAUCAUCAAAGGAUUCAGAGAAUCUGGAGAAAUCUCUGCACGUAAGCGGCAAGGCCGAAGACCAACAUUGAAUGCUGUGACCUUCGAUCCCUCAGGCGGCACUGCAUUAAAAACCGACAUCAAUGUGUAAAGGAUAUUACCACAUGGACUCAGGAACAUUUCAGAAAACCAUUGUCAGUUAACACAGUUCGUCGCUACAUCUACAAGUGCAAGUUAAAACUCUACCAUGCAAAGCGAAAGCCAUAUAUUAACAACACCCAGAAACAUCACCGGCUUCUCUGGGCCCGAGCUCAUCUGAGAUGGACUGACGCAAAGUGGAAAAGUGUACUGUGGUCUUAUGAGUCCACAUUUCAAAUUGUUUUUGGAAAUUAUGGACGUCGUGUCCUCCGGGCCAAAGAGGAGAAGGACCAUCCGGAUUGUUAUCAGCGCAAAGUUCAAAAGCCAGCAUCUGUGAUGGUAUGGCGGUGUGUUAGUGCCCAUGGCAUGGGUAACUUGCACAAAAUACGACAAUGGAGACCCCGGACUGUUGAGCAACUGAAGUUGGAUUGUGUUGCAGGCAUCUAAUUCAAACAGUAAGCCACGAUGACGUCAGAGGACCUUUUGAACACUCUGAAGGGUUUACGAGACGAGGACUUCAGGGACUUCAAAUGGUAUCUGGAGCAGCCUGACAUCCUGGAAAGGUACCAAGCUAUCAAAGUGUGUGAGCUGCAGACGGCAGAAAGGCGAGACACAGUGAAAUUGAUGGUGAACAACUAUGAACUUCAUGGAGCUCUGAAGGUGACCAAGAAGGUUUUAAAGAAAAUAAACAGGAACGAUCUGGUGCAGAAUCUGCCAGACACCAGCUCAGGACCAGAAGGGUCAGUGGAUGUCAAUGAUGUUGGAGAGACUUCAGAGAGAAGAGGACCAUCCUCCUCUCAGAGUGAAGAUGGGCUUGUUCCAGUACCAGAGCGACGACACAUCUCAUAUUACCAAAAAAAGCUUCAAAAAAACCUCAAGACUAGGUUUAUGUGUGCACAAGAGGGGUGGAUGGAAAAGAAGGAUGAGCAACCUCUGGACGACAUCUACACAGAACUGUACAUCACAGCUGGAGGUGACAUACACAUCAACAAACAACAUGAGGUCAUGCAGAUUGAAGUGGUGAAGUCAUCAGAAACAGAGAUAUCAAUUCAACCCAGUGACAUAUUCAAACCUCCCUCUGGAAAAACAAGAGCCAUAAGAGCAGUGCUGACCAGGGGAAUCGCAGGAAUUGGCAAAACAUUUCUUGUGUGCAAGUUUGUGUCAGACUGGUCUGAAGAAAGAGCCAAUCAAGAUGUUCAUCUCAUAUUCCCCUUCACCUUCCGCCAGCUGAACUCAUGGAAGGGCGAAGAGUUAUGCUUGGUAGAGCUAAUUCAUAAAUGUUUCAGGGAGACCAAAGACAUCCCAGAAGAAGCUCUUAAUCACAUCUUUACAACUCUGCAGUCAUCAGGAAACACCAACUAUGAUGACAGCGAAUUCAAACUUCUGUUUGUUUUGGAUGGACUGGAUGAGAGCCGCCUUCAACUGGACUGCUCUAACAAUAAAACCCAGAACACAGACUUCGAUGUGACAAAGUCCACCACAGUGGAUCAGCUGCUGUCAAACCUCAUCAAGAAGAAUCUGCUUCCCUCUGCUCGCCUCUGGAUAACCACACGACCUGCAGCAGCCAAUCAGAUCCAUUCUGAUUUUGUUGACACAGUGACAGAGGUCAGAGGGUUCACUGAACCUCAGAAGGAGGAGUACUUCAGGAAGAGAUACACUGAUAAGAAGAAGGCCAAUACGAUCAUCUCCCACAUCAAGAAAUCACGAAGCCUCCACAUCAUGUGCCACAUCCCAGUCUUCUGCUGGAUCACUGCUAUAGUUCUGGAGGAUGUGUUGAAGACCAGAGAGGGAGGAGAGCUGCCCAAGACCCUGACUGAGAUGUAUGCAGAAUUCCUGGUGUUUCAGAUUCAUCAGACAAAAGAGAAGUAUGUCAAAAAACAGUCAAUUCAGUACAUUAAGUCAUUAGCAAAACUGGCUUUCCACCAACUGAAAAAGGGCAACCUGAUCUUCUACGAGAAAGAUCUGAAAGAGAGCGGCAUUGAUGUCAGUGGAGCCUCAGUGUGCUCAGGAGUGUUCACAGAGAUCUUUAAAGAGGAACGUGGGAAAAAGAAUGAUGAAGACAAGAUGUUUAGCUUCGUCCAUCUGAGUGUUCAGGAGUUUUUGGCAGCUUUAUAUGUGGAGAGGGCACUCAUCAACCGGAACAAGAAUGUGAUGUCUGAGCCAGUGCAAACUUUGGUCAAACGAACAAAAAAGUUUUUUAGCAAAACAUCAAUCACAGAGGUCCACAUGUUUGCUGUUGACAAGGCCUUACAGAGUCCAAAUGGACACCUGGACUUGUUCCUCCGCUUCCUCCUGGGUCUCUCUCUGCAGACUAAUCAGAGUAUUUUACGAGACCUACUGAAAGAAACAAGAAGCUCACAGACCAAUCAGAAAACAGUUGAGUACAUCAAGAAGAAGAUCAGUGAGAAUCUGUCUCCAGAGAGAAGCAUCAAUCUGUUCCACUGUCUGAAUGAACUGAAUGAUCGUUCUCUAGUUGAAGAGAUCCAACAGUACCUGAGUUCAGGAAGUCUCUCCACAGAUGAACUGUCUCCUGCUCUGUGGUCAGCUCUGGUCUUCAUCUUACUGUCAUCAGAAACAGAUCUGGAUGUGUUUGACCUGAAGAAAUACUCUGCUUCAGAGGAGGCUCUUCUGAGGCUGCUGCCAGUGGUCAAAGCCUCCAACAAAGCUCUGCUGAGUGGCUGUAAUCUGUCAGAGAGAAGCUGUGAAGCUCUGUCCUCAGUUCUCAGCUCCCAGUCCUCUAGUCUGAGAGAGCUGGACCUGAGUAACAACAACCUGCAGGAUUCAGGACUGAAGCAGCUGUCUGUUGGACUGAAGAGUUCACACUGUAAACUGGAGACUCUCAGGCUGAGUGGCUGUAAUCUGUCUGAUAGAAGCUGUGAAGCUCUGUCCUCAGUUCUCAGCUCCCAGUCCUCCAGUCUGAGAGAGCUGGACCUGAAUAACAACAACCUGCAGGAUUCAGGAGUGAUGCUGGUGUCUGCUGGACUGAAGAUUACACACUGUGUACUGGAGAUUCUCAGGCUGUCAGGCUGUAUGAUCUCAGAGGAAGGCUGUACUUCUCUGGCCUCAGCUCUGAGAUCCAACCCCUCCCAUCUGAAAGAGCUGGACCUGAGCUGCAAUCAUCCAGGAGACUCAGGAGUGAAGCUGCUGACGGCUGGACUGGAGGAUCCACACUGGAGACUGGACACUCUCAGGCUCAGUAGCUGUAAUCUGUCAGAGAGAAGCUGUGAAGCUCUGUCCUCAGUUCUCAGCUCUCAGUCCUCUAGUCUGAGAGAGCUGGACCUGAGUAACAACGACCUACAGGAUUCAGGAGUGAAGCUGUUGUCUGCUGGACUGAAGAGUCCACACUGUACACUGGAGACUCUCAGGUUGAAUGUCUGUAAUCUGUCAGAGAGAAGCUGUGAAGCUCUGUCCUCAGUUCUCAGCUCCCAGUCCUCUAGUCUGAGAGAGCUGGACCUGAGUAACAACGACUUGCAGGAUUCAGGAGUGAAACAGCUGUCUGCUGGACUGAAGAGUUCACACUGUAAACUGGAGACUCUCAGUCUGCAGGAGAAUCGACAAUCGACUUCAGUCACAGAAAAGACGGCUACUUUUUCAGGAGCCACAAUGUCAAAGGAGGUCCUCUUGAGCACUCUGGACGACCUUGGAGAAGAUACAUUUAAGUGUUUCAAGUGGUUCCUGAUGGAUGAACGACUGAAAGACUCCUCAACCAUUCCAAGGAACAAGCUGGAGAAUGCAAAGACGUGGGAGACAGUUGAUCUGAUGAUCCAGACCUACACACUUCCUGGAGCUGUGGAGGUGACCAAGCAGGUCUUAAAGAAGAUCAACAGGCAUGAUCUACUGCAGAGUUUGGAACCAAAAGUGGAUGUCAGUGAUGUUGAAGAAACGUCCGAGCAAGGAGAAGCUGCCUUUCCUCAGACUGAAGACAUGAUAGUUCCGGUACCAAAGCCACAAACAAUCACACAUUACCAACACAUGCUUCGAUCAAACCUUCAGGACAAGUUCAUCUGUACACAAGAGGGGUGUAUGAAGAAGAAGGAGCGUCUGGAUGAUAUCUACACAGAGCUGUUCAUCACCACCGGUGGUGAUGUUAAUUUGAAAACACUGCAUGAAGUCAGACAGAUUGAGGCGGUGAUGAAGCCAGGAGAAACAGAGACACCAAUUAAACCCAGUGACAUAUUCAAACCACCCUCUGGAGAAUACAGACCCAUAAGAACAGUGCUGACCAGGGGAAUCGCAGGGAUAGGAAAAACGUUCAUUGUGCACAAGUUUGUGUUAGACUGGGCUGAAAAAGAAGCCAAUGAAGACGUGCAUCUAAUAUUCCCCUUCACCUUCCGGCAGCUGAAUUUAUGGAGGGGAGAAAAGUUCUGUUUGGCAGGGCUCAUUCGUAAAUGUAUCAGGGAGACCAAAGAUAUAACGGAAGAAGCUCUGAAUCACAUCUUUUCAACUCUGCAGUCAUCAGGAAACACCAACUAUGACAGAAGUAAAUUCAAACUUCUGUUUGUUUUGGAUGGGCUGGAUGAGAGCCGCCUUCAACUGGAUUGCUCUACUAAUAAAAAACAAGACACAGACUUUGAUGUUGCAGAGUUGACUUCAGUGGAUGUGCUGCUGUCAAACCUCAUCAAAAAGAAUCUGCUUCCCUCUGCUCGCCUCUGGAUAACCACACGACCUGCAGCAGCCAAUCAGAUCCCUCGUGAAUUUGUCGACAUCAUGACGGAGGUCAGAGGGUUCACUGACCCACAGAAGGAGGAAUACUUCAGGAAGAGAUACAGAGAUGAUGAGCAGGCCAGCAGAAUCAUCUCCCACAUCAAGACAUCACAAAGCCUCCACAUCAUGUGCCACAUCCCAGUCUUCUGCUGGAUCACUGCUACAGUUCUGGAGGAUGUGUUGAAGACCAGAGAAGGAGGAGAACUGCCCAAGACUCUGACUGAGAUGUACAUCCACUUUCUGGUGGUUCAGUCCAAACUGAAGAAUGUCAAGUAUGAUGGAAGAGCUGAGACAGAUCCACACUGGAGUCCGAACACCAAGAAUAUGAUUGAGUCUCUCGGAAAACUGUCUUUUGAGCAGCUGCAGAAAGGCAACCUGAUCUUCUAUGAAUCAGACCUGACAGAGUGUGGCAUCGAUAUGAAAGCAGCCUCAGUGUACUCAGGAGUGUUCACACAGAUCUUUAAAGAGGAGAGAGGACUGUACCAAGACAAGGUCUUCUGCUUCGUCCAUCUGAGUGUUCAGGAGUUUCUGGCUGCUCUUCAUGUCCAUUUGACAUUCAUCAACUCUGGAGUCAAUCUGCUGUCAGAACUAUCAAUCUCCCCAUGGAGGAAACUAUUUAGAAGCAAACCUCAACUCACAAAUUUGUACCAGAGUGCUGUGGACAAGGCCCUACAGAGUCCAAAUGGGCACCUGGACUUGUUCCUCCGCUUCCUCCUGGGUCUUUCACUGCAGACCAAUCAGACUCUCCUUCAAGGUCUGGUGACACAAACAGGAAGUAUCUCACAGACCAAUCAGAAAACAGUUGAGUACAUCAAGAAGAAGAUCAGUGAGAAUCUGUCUCCAGAGAGAAACAUCAAUCUGUUCCACUGUCUGAAUGAACUGAAUGAUCGUUCCCUAGUGGAGGAGAUCCAACAGUACCUGAGUUCAGGACGUCUCUCCACAGAUGAACUGUCUCCUGCUCAGUGGUCAGCUCUGGUCUUCAUCUUACUGUCAUCAGAAACAGAUCUGGAUGUGUUUGACCUGAAGAAAUACUCUGCUUCAGAAGAGGCUCUUCUGAGGCUGCUGCCAGUGGUCAAAGCCUCCAACAAAGCUCUGUUGAAUGUCUGUAAUCUGUCAGAGAGAAGUUGUGAAGCUCUGUCUGUAGGUCUCAGCUCCCAGUCCUCUAGUCUGAGAGAGCUGGACCUGAGUAACAACGACCUGCAGAAUUCAGGAGUGAAGCUGCUGUCUGCAGGACUGAAGAGUUCACAUUGUAAACUGGAGACUCUCAGGCUGUCAGGCUGUAUGAUCACAGAGGAAGGCUGUACUUCUCUGGCCUCAGCUCUGAGAUCCAACCCCUCCCAUCUGAGAGAGCUAGACCUGAACUACAAUCAUCCAGGAGACUCAGGAGUGAAGCUGCUGUCUGCUGGACUAGAGGAUCCACACUGGAGACUUGACACUCUCAGGGUGGAACACUGUGGAGAACAGUGGCUGAAACCUGGUCUGAGGAAGUAUUCCUGUGAACUCACAGUGGACACAAACACGGUGAACAGAUUCCUCAAACUGUCUGACAACAACAGGAAGGUGACAUUAGUGAAAGAAGAACAGCCAUAUCCUGAUCAUCCAGAGAGAUUUGACUACUGGGAACAGCUGUUGUGUAGAAAUGGUCUGACUGGUCGCUCUUACUGGGAGGUCGAGUGGAGAGUAGGGGUUCAUAUAUCAGUGAGUUACAGAGGAAUCAGAAGGAAAGGACUUAGUACUGACUGCUGGUUUGGAGGAAAUAAUCAGUCCUGGAGUCUUUUGUGCUCUGAUGUUGAUGGUUUUACUGUCUGUCACAAUGACAGAAGAACCCGCCUCUCCUCCUCCUCCUCCUCUGUCUCUAACAGAGUAGCAGUGUAUGUGGACUGUCCUGCUGGCACUCUGUCCUUCUACACAGUCUCCUCUGACACACUGAUCCACCUCCACACCUUCGACACCACAUUCACUGAACCUCUUUAUCCUGGGUUUUGUUUCUGGUUGUUGUCAUCUGGUUCCUCGGUGUCUCUGUGUUCACUGUAGGAGGAGGAGGCUCUUCCUUAGUAAAAAAAACACUCACUGCUGACAAACACAGACACACUCUUUUUUAUAAGUCAUACUCACUGAAAAUGAUGAGAAAACUUUUUUUUGUUGUUGGUGAAUGGGCUGCAUGUCCAUGAUUUGAAAUACAGGGAUUAAUUAAGUAAGUAAAUGUGUUUAACAUACAAGGAAUAGGUAUAUAGUAGGGAUAGAGAGAUUUACCGAUUUGAAUCGGUGGUCCGAGACAGAUCUUUGCGAUGCGAGUGCACCGGUAGCUUCAGUGUGCAUCGGAUACAACUGCAGGCUAAAUGCGCAAUGUAUCUUUCUUUGCGUGUCUGCAUCGGUAAAACCCAUGGUUACAUCGAUUAUUACAUAGUUUAUCUCCUCUGCACCCGUGUUUUCGAGGUGCCUCGAAUGCACCAUCACUAUCUUUUUGGGUGGCACCGCAGACGCAGUUAGUGAGGGAAGCGACACAACAGGUGAAGAGGAGACACUUACAUUUGUAAGCACUUGCAAUUGUUUAUUUUUGUUUAACUGUUAUAUUGUUGUAUAAAUCUCAAUGAUUUCUGCUCUCACUGCUCAGUUAGCCAACUAGAAGAGUGUUAAGCUCAAGCACAUCAGUCUGGCAGGCAGUAGUAUGGGCAUUGCACUAUGAUGAAGUUAUUUGCACAAUACACAUUGUUGAUGUUGGGAAGUUUUAUAAGUGUUUUGUAAAACAUUGUGAAAUUACAGACCGAGAACACUAUUAGUAAAAGGACCUGAGAAAAGGACUGUUUUGUUUUUUUAUUAAGAGGCCAAAAAGAAAUUGCCCGAAUACAAUACAUUAACUAUUGUAUAAGUAGAGAAUGAGAUUAAAAACACAUGUAAUGAAAGAAAUAUUUUUUGUUUAUGAUUUAGUGUUUAUUAGGAAUAAAACAAUCCUCUGUCUGUACCAUA
Messenger RNA from Dicentrarchus labrax (European seabass), 8878 nucleotides. RefSeq lists its product as uncharacterized. The coding region runs from base 1673 to 7945 and encodes 2090 amino acids. The record is from RefSeq and is a predicted model, not a curated record. Gene Ontology annotation, molecular function: protein binding. The transcript has 17 exons. NCBI's taxonomy places the organism in Eukaryota, Metazoa, Chordata, Actinopteri, Moronidae.